AAAAAAAAAAAAUGGCUGCUGUAGACGAAAUAAAACGUCUUGAAUAUUUAUCUUUGGUGUCAAAGGUGUGCACGGAGUUGGAGAAUCAUCUGGGAAUAAGCGAAAAAGACUUGGCUGAAUUUAUCAUCAGCCUCGCCGAAAAGCACCCCACGUUUGAGGAAUUUAAAGCUGUUCUAUCAGAAAAUGGAGCAGAUUUCACAGAUACCCUCAGUGGUAAUUUACUUACACUUAUUCAUACUAUGCGCCCCUCACCAUCCACAAGUAAAGCACUUCAACCAGUGGUCAGGCCAAAGAGUGAGAAGGACAAGCUGAAAGAGAAAUACCCUGCUUUAUGUAAACCUGAUGAUCCUGUGUGGAUGAUUCCCCCUCCUCACAAAGAUAAAGGUGAUGAGCAGGUUGCCGCAGCAGCCAUGAAGGAGCUGGAGAUGCUUAUGGCUAAGGAUUGUGGGAAAAGCUUUGACAACAGGAAUUUGCACAGUGACAGAGGUCGAGAUGCAGACGGAGAAAGUGGACGUAAGCGAAGCCGGUCUCGCUCCAGAUCACGAGAUCGUGAUGAAGAAACAAACCACAAGCGGAGAAGGAAACGGGCGUCUCGCUGGAGUGACCGUCCACCGAGCCCGGGCAGGGAGAACGACGACAGCAGCAACCAGGAGGACCGCUGGCGUGAUAGACCUUUGCAUCAGCCUCAGCAAGACGAGCCUGUUGUGGGUGACAUCUACAACGGCAAAAUCAGCAGCAUUAUGCAGUUUGGUUGUUUUGUGCAGCUAGAGGGCCUCAGAAAACGCUGGGAGGGUCUGGUGCACAUCUCAGAGUUGCGCAAAGAAGGACGUAUAGCAGAUGUGGCUGAUGUGGUCGCCAAAGGCCAAAAGGUGAAGGUCAAAAUGCUGUUGCUCACCGGAACCAAGGCCAGCCUUAGCAUGAAGGACGUUGACCAGGAGACAGGGGAGGACCUGAACCCCAACCGAAGAAGAAACCUGAACACUGGAGUUGGAGACGAAAUCACGAGGAACCCUGACCCCCCCACUGAAGCCAGCAUGCUGGAGAUAGGUGAAAAUCCAACAGAGCACAAACGGCUCACCAAGAUAACAGACCUUGAAAAAUGGGAAAUUAAACAGAUGAUUGCAGCCAAUGUACUUCCCAAAGAAGAGUUCCCAGAAUUUGACGAGGAGACGGGAAUCCUUCCCAAAAUGGAUGAUGAUGAAGACGAAGAAAUAGAGAUUGAUCUGGUUGAAGAGGCACCACCAUUCCUGAGGGGACAGACUAAAUGGAGCAUGAACAUGAGCCCAGUCAAAAUAGUGAAGAACCCAGACGGCUCCCUCUCCCAGGCCGCCAUGAUGCAGAGCGCUCUCGCUAAGGAGAGGCGAGAGCUGAAGCAGGCGGCUCGGGCAGCAGAGAUGGACUCCAUCCCCACUGGCCUCAACAAGCACUGGAUAGACCCAAUGCCUGACUAUGAAGGAAGGCAGAUCGCUGCCAACAUGAGAGGCAUCGGUGCUAUGCCUAUUGAUCUUCCAGAGUGGAAAAGGUAUGCCUUAGGAGGGAACCAGGUAUCUUAUGGCAAGAAGACAGAGCUUUCCAUCCUGCAGCAGAGAGAGAGUUUGCCCAUUUUCAAGCUCAAGGAACAGCUCACUCAGGCUGUCCAUGAUAAUCAGAUCCUGAUUGUAGUCGGAGAAACUGGGUCUGGUAAGACCACACAGAUCACUCAGUACCUGGCAGAGGCAGGCUACACCUCUCGAGGGAAGAUCGGCUGUACGCAGCCUCGUCGCGUAGCCGCCAUGUCAGUGGCCAAGAGGGUCUCUGAGGAGUAUGGUUGCCGUCUAGGCCAAGAGGUGGGGUACACCAUUCGUUUUGAGGACUGCACCAGUACGGAGACAGUAAUCAAGUACAUGACCCACGGUAUGCUGCAGAGGGAGUGUCUGGUGGACCCGGACAUGAGCCAGUAUUCCCUCGUUAUGCUAGAUGAGGCCCAUGAGAGAACAAUCCACACCGACGUGCUAUUUGGCCUGCUCAAGAAGACAAUACAGAAACGCAAAGACAUGAAGCUGAUAGUGUCCUCUGCUACACUGGACGCUGUCAAAUUCUCCCAGUAUUUCUUCGAAGCUCCCAUCUUCACCAUUCCAGGAAGAACCUUCCCGGUGGAGAUUCUCUACACCAAAGAGCCUGAGACGGACUACCUGGAUGCCAGUCUCAUCACUGUCAUGCAGAUGCAUUUAACUGAGCCCCCAGGAGACAUCCUGGUGUUUCUGACUGGACAGGAAGAGAUCGACACCGCCUGUGAGAUCCUGUAUGAGCGAAUGAAGACACUGGGGCCUGGUGUUCCUGAACUGAUUAUUCUGCCAGUGUAUUCAGCCCUGCCCAGUGAGAUGCAGACCAGGAUCUUUGAUCCUGCACCCCCAGGCAGCAGAAAGGUCAUCAUUGCCACAAAUAUCGCUGAGACGUCCCUGACUAUCGACGGAGUCUACUAUGUGGUGGAUCCUGGUUUUGUCAAGCAGAUCGUGUAUAAUUCCAAGACCGGCAUUGACCAGCUUGUGGUGACUCCCAUAUCCCAGGCCCAGGCCAAGCAGAGGGCAGGUCGAGCCGGCAGAACGGGCCCAGGGAAGUGUUACAGGCUCUACACUGAGAGAGCCUACAGAGAUGAGAUGCUGACCACCAACGUGCCUGAGAUCCAGAGAACCAACUUGGCCAGCACUGUGCUGUCUCUGAAGGCCAUGGGUAUUAAUGACCUUCUGGCAUUUGACUUCAUGGAUGCUCCUCCCAUGGAAACUCUGAUCACAGCCAUGGAGCAGCUCUACACUCUGGGAGCUCUAGAUGAUGAAGGAUUACUCACGCGGCUGGGAAGAAGGAUGGCGGAGUUCCCUCUGGAGCCCAUGCUGUGUAAGAUGUUGAUCAUGUCCGUCCAUCUGGGCUGCAGUGAAGAGAUGCUCACCGUCGUCUCCAUGCUGUCUGUACAGAACAUCUUUUACAGACCGAAGGACAAACAGGCCCAGGCUGACCAGAAAAAGACCAAGUUCUUCCAGCCGGAGGGAGACCACCUUACACUUCUGGCUGUCUACAACUCCUGGAAGAACAACAAGUUCUCCAACCCCUGGUGUUUUGAGAACUUCAUUCAGGCUCGCUCCUUAAAGAGAGCUCAGGACAUCCGCAAGCAGAUGUUGAGCAUCAUGGACAGACACAAGUUGGACGUGGUGUCUUGUGGAAAGGGCACCAUGCGGGUCCAGAAAGCUAUUUGCAGCGGCUUCUUCAGGAACGCAGCCAGGAAGGACCCUAAGGAUGGCUACCGUACCCUGAUUGACCAGCAGGUGGUGUACCUUCACCCCUCCAGCACUCUGUUCAACCGCCAACCAGACUGGCUUGUGUACCAUGAGCUGGUAUUGACCACCAAGGAGUACAUGCGGGAGGUGACCACCAUCGACCCCCGCUGGCUGGUGGAGUUCGCCCCGGCCUUCUUCAGAGUCGCCGACCCCAGGCGCCUCAGUAGGCAGAAGAGGCAGCAGAAACUGGAACCUCUCUACGAUCGUUACAAAGAGCCCGACGCCUGGAGGAUCUCCCGCGCCUUCCGGCGGCGCUGAAGAUGCGUCGGGAUUAUACCAGGUGGACAAACCAUGCAGUGCAUACUGAGCCAGCUAAUGGCUGAAAAAGACACUUUGGUUUCAUUUUUUUAAUUUAGCUAUGCCUAAGCUAAGCCUUCUACCAGACAAAUGGUAAUUAAACCUUAUUUAAUCGUCUUUUAGGAAUGUUUUUCACAAUAUUUAAGAUUGCUUAUCUCAAUUAAGUAAUCCUUAAUUUAGCCAUGUUAGCUAUGUCGUUACCACUUCAGCAACAUUUCCUUUGGUCAAAGUUUCCUAUAUUGAAUUUUCUUUAUGAAAUAUUUAAUAUAUAGCUGAUUUUUUUUUUUUUUAAUUUGUUCAUUAUUGUUAACAUUUGCAAUCAUCGAUGGUGGUUAUGCGUGAUUGCAGAUAAACACUGGAUGCACUUCUGUCUGCUGCUGUGCCAUAUUUAUCCAAUGUCUUGUUUGCUUGGAUACUGCGAAAUAUUUGGCCAAAGCGUGCGCAAGAUGUUAAGGCCAAAUACUGUUUCGAU
Messenger RNA from Xiphias gladius (swordfish), 4077 nucleotides. Its product is annotated as ATP-dependent RNA helicase DHX8-like. The transcript is spliced from 23 exons. The record is from RefSeq and is a predicted model, not a curated record. Gene Ontology annotation, biological process: spliceosomal complex disassembly; mRNA splicing, via spliceosome. Gene Ontology annotation, cellular component: catalytic step 2 spliceosome; intracellular anatomical structure. Lineage: Eukaryota; Metazoa; Chordata; Actinopteri; Istiophoriformes; Xiphiidae. Bases 12 to 3566 code for a protein of 1184 amino acids. Gene Ontology annotation, molecular function: ATP binding; RNA binding; RNA helicase activity.